Messenger RNA from Haliotis rubra (blacklip abalone), 1561 nucleotides. Its product is annotated as myosin heavy chain, clone 203-like. The coding region runs from base 177 to 1304 and encodes 375 amino acids. The record is from RefSeq and is a predicted model, not a curated record. The transcript is spliced from 5 exons. Lineage: Eukaryota; Metazoa; Mollusca; Gastropoda; Lepetellida; Haliotidae.
ACAUGUGUUUAUAAUUACUAACUUUUGCUUUGCUUGCAUGUACAUAAAUGGAAGGUAUACGUUAGAACUAUUUUCUGCGCGUAUGUUCAUGGUCACAAAAGUGAUAAGGCGUUUUUGUUUACAGGUGCUUGGCAAUGCAUUGGAAGAUGGUGGAGUAGCUAAUGGGGUUGUAAAUUAUGCAGAAGUCAGUCUCACCUGAGAGAGUUCCGCGAGAAGCGCUUCACGAGCAGCAUGAGCGACUUACCACGAAACACAUUCAGACACUGUCGUUCGUACAGGACAUUGUUAAUGAGAACAAACAGCUCAAGGCCCGAGUGGAUCAGCUUGAGGGAAUCCACAAAGAGUAUGAAUUGCUGGAGAAGAUGGAGGAUGACCAUCAGGAUCGUAUCAAGCAGAUCCAGGAGCAGUACAUUAACAGAGCAGACGAAAUAAAUGCCAUGCUGGCAGAAAAACAUAAAACAGAGAUUCUACAGCUGGUGGAUGAGAAAGUUGAAAUUGAAAAGAAUGCUUACCAAGAAAUUACUACACUGAAGGCUGACAUUGAGGUCCUACAACAGACCAACAGACAGCUCCUGGAGCAGCUGGGGCCUCUCACUGACCUCCAGGACGAAAACAAGUCUCUAAAAAAAGAUCUGGAAAAUGCGAAGAAUGAAAAUGAAAAUUUGAAGUCCGAAUACACCAAGUUGGAAGAGACGUCUGACAGCAAGGUUGAUGUACACCACCUCCAGGGACUAAAAGUUCAGAAUGAGGCUCUCCAGCAACAUGUCAAUGAACUGGAGCAGAAGAAGCAUGAAAUGGAACACAGGAUCUCUCGAUUGGAGGCCGAGGUGGUUGAGAAGUCACAGGAUGCGGACAAAGUCAAACUCAUCGAUAACCUUCGCCUCAAGCUUGAGAAACUACAUAAAGAAAAGACCGACCACUUGACAAGGCUGACUGGUCAUGAAGCUGAGAUUCAGGACCUUACAAGGGAAAAUGAACAGCUGAAGGGUUCGCUUAUCCAGCUUGAAAAGGAGAAAGAAAAGCUUGUUUUGGAAUUCCGGAAUUUAUUUUAUGAACUCCAGUCACUGAAGAAACAGUUGUCACAUGACCAGGACAAGAAGACAUUCAGGGACUUUGUGAUGGUGAAAAGAGAAGUGAAUAUGUUAAGAGAGGAAAAUGCUGUUCUGAAACAGAAAAAUAAAUUGACGGUAGAGAAGCUGCCGUUCCUGAAGCCUGACCGACCACCCUCUGGCACCAAGGGCACAGAAGCCAGGGACAUUAACAAGAAGCGUCAGUUAGCAUUGCCGUCAUCUGGGCAUGCUUAAUAGAAGUAAGUCACCAUCAUGAAGGCUGACGGGCCACCCUUGGGCAUUGAUGGGCAUAAUCUAGGGACACUAACAAGAGGUGUCAUUAACUGUUUCCGUCAUCUGGGCAUGCUUGAUAGCAGUUAGAUUCCCUUCCUGGAGGCUGACAGACUAUCUUCCACACCAAGGUGUGAGAAUCCAGGGGCUCUUUACAAAAGGCAUCAGUUAGCAUUGCUGUCAUUAGGGCAUGCUUGAUAGAAGUUAGAUUCCCUUCCUGG